AUGUCUGACCUCAAAAACUUCGGUUCCGCGUUUUCCCUCGAAGGCAAAACGGCGUUGGUGACAGGAGGUUCUCGUGGCCUCGGCCUGCACAUGGCCACGGCGUUCCUACUCGCAGGCUGCUCGCAGGUCAUCAUCACGGCUCGAAAGCGCGGCGGUGACCAAGGCAUCGACCAGGCGGUCGACAAACUGAACAAACUCCGAGGAAGCCGGGGGAAAGCCAUCGGAAUAGCGGCGAAUGUCGCUGAUUCGCAGGACAUCAUUCGUCUGAUUGGAGAGAUCAAGGCGAUCGUUGGCGAGAAGGGCCUGCACAUUCUGGUGUGCAAUGCUGGAGCGGCUUGGGGAUCCAAGUUCGAAGAUGCUCCCCCCAGCAGCUCGGUCAAGAUCCUGGAUCUAAACGUGAGAGGAGUAUUCGAGCUGGUACAAAAGUCUCUGCCAUUGCUGGAAAUGGCAGCUUCGAAAGAAGACCCGGCUCGUCUGCUUAUCGUCAGUUCAACGGCGGGUACCAACGUGCCGCACGUAGGCGAACACGGUACCAUCAUGUACUCGACAUCCAAGGCGGCUGCGAACCACUUGGGGCGCAAUUUCGCGGUUGAGCUCGGCCCUAGGAACAUUACGUCCAACAUCAUCGCGCCGGGCUUCUUCCCUUCAAAGUUGGCCCAAGGCCUCAUCAGCAAUCUGGGCGGUGUUGAGGAGUUGAGCAGGGACAAUCCCUUGGGGAGACUGGGUGAGCCCGAUGACAUUGCCGGUGUCGCCGUCUUCCUCUGCUCUCCUGCCGGGAAGUAUGUAAACGGCGUAGACAUUUCGGUCGACGGAGGCGCGCGGCUGGCUGCUGGGAGGUUAUCGAGACUUUGA
Messenger RNA from Colletotrichum karsti, 852 nucleotides. RefSeq lists its product as uncharacterized. The record is from RefSeq and is a predicted model, not a curated record. The transcript has 4 exons. Bases 1 to 852 code for a protein of 283 amino acids. Lineage: Eukaryota; Fungi; Ascomycota; Sordariomycetes; Glomerellales; Glomerellaceae.